This is a messenger RNA of Sclerotinia sclerotiorum 1980 UF-70, 1491 nucleotides long. RefSeq lists its product as hypothetical. Gene Ontology annotation, biological process: carbohydrate transport; transmembrane transport. The coding region runs from base 1 to 1491 and encodes 496 amino acids. The record is from RefSeq and is a predicted model, not a curated record. Lineage: Eukaryota; Fungi; Ascomycota; Leotiomycetes; Helotiales; Sclerotiniaceae. Gene Ontology annotation, cellular component: membrane. The transcript is spliced from 4 exons. Gene Ontology annotation, molecular function: carbohydrate:proton symporter activity.
AUGGGCAUCUUAUCCAAAGUUGAGGAUCGUCCCACUCCCUCUCAAGUCUACAAUUGGCGUGUCUAUCUAUGUUCCAUCGUCGCUGGUUUCGCGGCGGUCAUGAUAGGUUAUGAUAGCGCAUUUAUUGGAACAACUAUCGCUCUUCCAUCUUUCAAACAAGAGUUCAACUUUGAAGCACUAUCUGAUCCGAAGUUGAAUCUUGUGAGUGCAAACAUUGUCUCAUGUUAUCAAGCUGGAGCGUUUUUUGGAGCACUCUUGGCUUAUAUUGCGGCGUACUGGCUUGGAAGAGUCAGAGGAAUGGCUGUUUUUAGUGCUGUAUUCACAGUUGGUGCUGGUAUGAUGCUUGGUGCUAAUGAAAGGCGUGGUCUUGGUCUUAUAUAUGGUGGAAGAGUUUUAGCCGGUCUAGGAGUAGGUGGUUGUUCGAGUUUGGCUCCUAUUUAUAUCUCUGAGAUAUCUCCACCUGCUAUUCGUGGUCAAUUGGUUUGUAUGUUUGAAUUAGGAUGGCAGAUUGGUGGACUUAUUGGAUUCUGGAUUAACUGGUUAAUGAGCAAAGGCAAACGAGAGAAAGCCAUCAAAAACCUUUGUUGGAUUCGAAACCUCACGGAAGAUGAUAUAUACAUCAAGGAAGAAAUCUACGCAAUCGACCAAAAUAUCGAGCAACAAAUGAUAGGAGGUGGUCUUGGAUUCUGGCAACCAUUCAAACUCCUCACAUCAAGUCAAAAGAUUCAAUGGAGAUUCUUCCUUGGAGGUUCAUUGUUCUUUUGGCAAAAUGCUUCUGGUAUCAAUGCCGUUAAUUAUUAUUCUCCGACUAUCUUCAAAAGUAUUGGGAUUAUCGGUACUAAUACCUCCCUGUUUUCUACCGGUCUAUUCGGUGUUGUCAAAACAGUUGGAACUUUCAUUUACCUCCUUUUCCUGAUCGAUCAAUUGGGUCGAAGGAAGUUAUUGAUGAUUGGAUCCAUUGGUGGUGCUUUAUGCAUGUACUACGUAGCUGGAUACAUUGCAAUUGCAAAGCCUGCUGAUCAUCCAACAGAUUCACUUCCACCUUCUGGUGUAUCUGCUGUUUUCUUUUUCUACUUAUGGACUGCAUUUUACACACCAACUUGGAACCCAACCCCCUGGGUAAUAAACGCCGAGAUAUUUGACCAAAGUGUUCGAACUCUAGCUCAAGCACAUGCAGCUGCUCAUAACUGGCUUUGGAAUUUCCUAAUCUCCAGAUUUACACCGCAGAUGUUUUCUUCAAUGGGAUACGGAGUUUACUUAUUCUUCGCGUCAUUGAUGAUUUGGGGAGCUGCAUUUGUUUUCUUCCUGAUUCCAGAGACGAAAAAUGUUCCUCUCGAGGCCGUUGAUAGACUCUUUGAUCGUAAUAUGCCAGCUAGGAAAGCACAUGCUGUUGUGUGGGCUGAGUCGGAACAAGAAGAGGAAGCCUUGAGAGCGGGGAUUGCGAUGAGAUUGGAAAAGGAUAGGACUUCUACAUAUGUUGAGAAUGUUUAG